Manis javanica (Malayan pangolin) is the source of this 2446-nucleotide messenger RNA. The record is from RefSeq and is a predicted model, not a curated record. NCBI's taxonomy places the organism in Eukaryota, Metazoa, Chordata, Mammalia, Pholidota, Manidae.
GGGGAAAGAACAUAAGAAUUUUAUGUAAUUGCUCUCAAAUACUUUUUUGUCAAUGUCUUACAUAUAUUCCUCUGUUAUUUAUGUAUAUAUUAAUGACUAUAUUAUCUACAAAUAAUAAUGUUACAUAUAAUAAAAUAUCUAAUGCACUUAGGUAAAAUUGAGAAAUGCAUGCACAUGUCUCCUACUAUAUAUAUAUAUAUAUUUUUUUUUCACUGAAAUGCAUAUUUAGAAAAAGAAAGAAGCCCACAGAUAGCACAGUGGUCAUUAAUGGGGAGCUGGGAUUUGAACCCACAGCCCCCAAAACCUAGUCUGAGGUCUGAGUGGUGAUGGGAAUCCUUGGUGGGGAUCCUACUUUGCAGCCAGGCAUAGCAGGAGUUUAUUUGGCCAGAGGAUGGAGCUGAGGGGCUGUUCAAAUGCAGGACCUCUCCCCAGAGGGGCUGAUCCACCAGAGAGAGGCCCAGGUGUAGAAUCGGGGUGAUCAGGGGGAUGAGGUGGCCAGUGUGUGCUGACAGGGCGCCUCGCAGGUGGUGGUAGUGGUGAUGAGGUGUGUAGGAGAGCUGGUCCGAGGAUAUGGAGCCAGGAAGCCUUUCGCCUCCCCCUGGCCCCGCUUGGGAAAAAAAUCAAAUAUGGGCAAAAAGCCCCCUGCUCUGGGAAAGCAGAGAGGCCCACUGUACUCCGUCACGCUGGCCUCACUUGAAUAAUGCUUUCAUUCUUCCAGGAAAUAGUGGAAAACCCAGAAUUCAUUCUUGGAGGGGUGACCAGGACUGACAUCUGUCAGGGGGAGCUUGUGGUGGGGCUGGCCCUCAGCCAGCAGCCAGCCAGGGCCUGGGGUCCAUGCCCUUUGCCACCACACCAUACCGCCUCUCCCACAGGGCUCUCCGAACACCUUGUCCCCUCGGAGCUCCGAGUAAACCCAUCCCAGCUUCCCAUUCCCUCGCACACUCCCAGCCGGGAAGCCCCAGGCAGGUCUGCCGUGGCCAUUGGACCCUGUGCCCGCGGGCGCCACCCGGUGGUCAGCCUUGUUUCCUGCAGCACGCUCCCUGCUUGCCGCUCCUCCAGGCUGUAUGGGGGCUAUGAAGCUCUGAAGGGCGGCAGUGCCAUCGAGGCCAUGGAAGACUUCACCGGGGGUGUGGCUGAGACCUUCACAACGAAGGAGGCUCCACAGAAUCUCUACAAGAUCCUAGAGAACGCCUUGAAGAGGGGCUCUCUGUUGGGCUGCUCCAUUGAUGUCAGGAAUGCUGCAGAAUCUGAAGCCCGGACACCUUUUGGUCUCAUUAAGGGGCAUGCCUAUACAGUGACGGGAACUGACCAGGUAAACCUCCGAGGCCAGAAAAUGGGGCACAUCAGGGUCCGAAACCCUUGGGGCCAGAGCGAGUGGAACGGCUCCUGGAGCGACAGUUCUUCCGAGUGGUGUUCGGUCGGCCCAGCUGAGCAGAAGCGCCUGUGCCACACCACUCUGGAAGACGAUGGGGAAUUCUGGAUGGCAUUUAAGGACUUCAAAGCCCAUUUUGACAAAGUGGAGAUCUGCAACCUCACUCCUGAUGCCCUGGAGGAGGACACCCUGCAGAAGCGGGAGGUGACUGUCCACCAAGGAAGCUGGGUGCGGGGCUCCACGGCAGGGGGCUGCCGCAACUUCCUGGAUACCUUUUGGACCAACCCACAGAUAAAGCUGUCCCUGACCAAGAAAGAUGAGGGGCAGGAGGUAUGCACUUUCCUUGUCACCGUGAUGCAGAAAAAUCGGAAACUCAAGAGGUUUGGUGCCAACAUGCUGACCAUCGGCUAUGCCAUCUACUAGUGCCCGGGCAAAGACGAGCAUCUGAACAGAGACUUCUUCAGAUAUCAUGCUUCCCAGGCCCGAAGCAAAACAUUCAUCAACCUGAGAGAAGUCUCAGACCGGUUCAAGCUGCCCCCCAGGGAGUACAUCCUCAUCCCCAGCACGUUUGAGCCCCACCAGGAAGCUGACUUCUGCCUGAGGAUCUUUUCGGAGAAGAAAGCCUUCACGUGGGACAUGGAUGGAGAUGUCAACAUUGACCUUCCUGAGGACAUGGAGGUGACAGCAGUGGAACUGGAACAUAUUUUAAAUGCUGUGUUGCAAAACAAAAAGGACAUCAAAUUCAAGAAGCUAAGCCUGAUUUCCUGUAAAAACAUCAUUUCUUUAAUGGACAUCAGUGGCAAUGGAAAGCUCAGGUUUGGAGAAUUCCAGGUGUUCUGGGACAAACUGAAGCAGUGGACAUUCCUCUUCCUCCAGUUCGAUGCUGAGCGGUCGGGCACCAUGUCCUCCUAUGAGCUGCGGACUGCCCUGGGAGUCGCAGGCUUCCAACUGAGUGGUCACCUCCUGCAGCUGAUUGUCCUCAGGUAUGCGGACCAGGAGCUCCAGCUGGGCUUUGACGACUUCCUCAACUGCCUGGUCCGGCUGGAGAAUGCCAGGUGUGCCUACGACAAGUAA